CGGGAAUGGGAUGGGAUAAUGGAUGGGAAGGGAGCGGUGCAGCCAUGGUGUCCAGGAAGCAGCUGGCAGAUUUUGGCUACAAGGCCUUCUCGGGCUCCAUGAUGCUGCUGACGGUGUACGCCGGCUACCUGUGCAGUGUCCGUGUGCAGAGGAUGCUCCAGCACCGCCGUGAGAGGGAGAAUGCACCUGGUCCUGAGAGCUGAGCCUGGGCUGGGACUGGUCCUGGGAGCUGGGACUGGGCCCAGGAGGUGAGACCAGCCCUGAGAGCU
This is a messenger RNA of Sturnus vulgaris (Common starling), 269 nucleotides long. It is a transcript of the gene COX14, whose product is annotated as cytochrome c oxidase assembly factor COX14. NCBI's taxonomy places the organism in Eukaryota, Metazoa, Chordata, Aves, Passeriformes, Sturnidae. The record is from RefSeq and is a predicted model, not a curated record. Gene Ontology annotation, cellular component: mitochondrion. Gene Ontology annotation, biological process: mitochondrial respiratory chain complex IV assembly.